CCUGAAGCCAUUCUUCAAUAUCACGAAGAAAAAAUGUCAAAAUUAUCUUUCUUGUUAUGUCUCAUUCUUGCAACAAUUUUUGUGGUCGUUGUGAACGGCUCCGAAAGUGAGGUUGGGAUCUAUGAGCUCAAGAAAGGAGAUUUUUCAUUGAAGGUGACAAACUUUGGUGCUCGGAUAAUAUCCCUCGUUCUCCCUGACAAGAACGGAAAGCCCACAGAUGUUGUUCUUGGCUAUGAUUCUGUUAAAGAAUAUUUGGAUGAUACACAAUACUUUGGAGCUAUUGUUGGCCGGGUUGUUAAUCGGAUUGGUGGUGCUCAGUUCACUCUAAACGGAGUUCAUUAUAAGCUUGAUGCCAAUGAGAAACCAAACAUGCUUCAUGGUGGAAGAAAAGGAUUUAGCCUGCUCACUUGGAAGGUGGAGAAAUAUGUGAAAGAUAGGGCCAAUCCUUUCAUUGUAUUGUCCUAUUACAGUCCUGAUGGAGAAGAAGGAUUCCCUGGAAAUCUCCUGGUUAGAGUGACCUAUGCUCUACUUGAACCAUAUAAGCUGAGCGUAAUAAUGGAAGCGGAAGCCCUGAACAAGGCUACUCCUGUGAAUCUAGCACAACACAGUUACUGGAAUCUUGGAGGCCAUAACAGUGGUGAUGUCCUCUCGGAUACAGUCCAAAUAUUCGGCUUACACUACACGCCUGCGAACAACCAGCUCAUCCCGACUGGAGAAAUCUUACCUGUUAAAGGAACCCCGUACGAUUUCUUGAAGCCCCACAAAAUUCAAAGCCAGAUGAAAGGACUUCCGAGGGGCGGAGCUCCAUCUGGUUAUAAUGUGAAUUAUGCCCUUGAUGAAGGCAAGGACCACAAGCUGAAGCUCGCAGCAAUUGCGUACAGUAAGAAGACUGGUAUUGGGAUGAGGAUAUCAACAAGUGCUCCAGGUCUGCAGUUUUACACGGCUAAUUACUUGAACAAUGUGACAGGAAAAGGUGGAUAUGUUUAUCAGUCACAUGCAGCAUACUGUUUUGAGACUCAAGGAUUCCCUGAUGCAGUGAACCAUCCAAAUUUUCCCUCAACAAUCGUUAAUCCAGGAGAUCUUUAUGUGCACUACAUGUUGGUUGAAUUCAAAAUCAAACAAAAAUAAAAGCUCGACUAAUGUACACUGCACCCGAAGAGCAAUUGAAGCUGCCCUGAUUUGAAUCAGCAAAUAAAUGAGACACAUUUUCAUGUUAAA
This is a messenger RNA of Coffea eugenioides, 1218 nucleotides long. RefSeq names its product aldose 1-epimerase-like. Gene Ontology annotation, molecular function: carbohydrate binding; aldose 1-epimerase activity. Lineage: Eukaryota; Viridiplantae; Streptophyta; Magnoliopsida; Gentianales; Rubiaceae. The transcript has 4 exons. Gene Ontology annotation, biological process: beta-D-galactose catabolic process via UDP-galactose, Leloir pathway; glucose metabolic process. The record is from RefSeq and is a predicted model, not a curated record. The coding region runs from base 34 to 1128 and encodes 364 amino acids.